Oreochromis aureus is the source of this 606-nucleotide messenger RNA. RefSeq lists its product as uncharacterized. The record is from RefSeq and is a predicted model, not a curated record. Lineage: Eukaryota; Metazoa; Chordata; Actinopteri; Cichliformes; Cichlidae. Bases 98 to 577 code for a protein of 159 amino acids. The transcript is spliced from 5 exons.
GGACAGAGCAGACUGCUGGGCUCAUGUUAUCACCCAUGGGUGGCCAUUAUCUAGGUGUAUCUAGUCUGCAACUAGUCCAAACAUAACAGGAAGAGAAAUGAUGCAAAACAGUGAAACAACUGCAGGACAGCCACAGUAUGGACAGAGGAUGAUUUUUACAGGUCCAGAUGGAAUCGGAGACUAUAGGCCAAGAUCCAAUUACUUUACCCGGUACAUCGGUGUGGGUGCCACAUCACCUGAGGCCACAGGUGACCUCAGUUACCUGUGCCGAGCUCCACCAGAUGCCCUCCCACCCAUUCCCAGGCAGAGCUAUGUGGGGGAGGUGGGCUGGGGAUGGCAAUAUAACCAGCUGUUAAACAGUGGGACGCUGCUCAGCAAUAUGCAAAUUAAGAAAACAGACAUACGGGCAUCGUUGGAGAACAGAGUCACUCAAAAGUUUCAGAGCACAAACUCAACUGAUAGCAGAGGAGGGACAGGAGUGAAAGUGAAGGGCCCAAAUGAGACUGAAAACACAAGUACAGGAACCACAGGAGGAUGCAGCUCAAAGAGUCACUGCAGUGAGACACCAUCCCUCUGAGUCUCAUCUCCCUGAGUUUUUCAGGCUUU